Molecule: messenger RNA, 1350 nt
Organism: Xenopus laevis (African clawed frog)
Lineage: Eukaryota; Metazoa; Chordata; Amphibia; Anura; Pipidae
Gene: uqcr10.S
Product: ubiquinol-cytochrome c reductase, complex III subunit X S homeolog
Biological process (GO): mitochondrial electron transport, ubiquinol to cytochrome c; aerobic respiration
Cellular component (GO): respiratory chain complex III; membrane; mitochondrial inner membrane
Source: RefSeq, marked provisional
UGCAUUUGCCCGUGAGACGCAGAAACAUGGCGCUGGGAAGUUCUCUGUAUCGGGCGCUCUUCCGAAGAACUUCUACCUUCACGCUGACCAUAGUGAUCGGCGCGGUGUUGUUCGAGCGGGCGUUUGACCAGGGGGCGGAUGCUGUGUAUGAUCACCUCAACAGAGGGAAAUUAUGGGAGCACAUCAAACACAAGUACGAGCAGUCAGAAGAAUAGACUGACCAGACUGAUGCGUAAAGAUAAAGCCUGUGAAUGGACUGGCCUGUCAUCAGGGAGAAGAACAGAAUCCCCUACAAGAACCUUCCCCUGAAACUCUGCAGAAUGUAUUUAUUGUGAUUUCGCUCUGCGUCUGUUUAAUACAAUAAAUGUAAUAAAACUUUCAGCUGUGAUGGACUGAAGUGAUAUUUGCGGAGUGUACUUUGCUGUGUGAAUAUGUUGCUGCUGUUAGCUCUGCCAUUUAUAAAGCCCUUCUCCUUACCUCUGUCACAUGACUAGAAUGGGAUAACAAAAUAUUGCCCAUGUGGCAUUUCCAGAUGUAGUUAAAUUGUGUGUGUGUCAAUAUAACAGGAGAACUUGUUUUUUCAGAACAUUGUGGAUGUUCCCAGAUAAUGGCCAGGCAAUUGUCCCUGGUCUGUAUUGUGUAACUGAUAAGUAAGUAACCCAGCACCAGUACAUGGAAAUGGGAAAACAUGUAUAGGGUAAGGCUAAGGGCACAUUUUGAGUACAACAACACAAGAAAUUAUCAUCUGAACUGCAGAGAGAUUCUUUCUCUGCAGAAAUGAUUCUCUGCAGCAAUGAGGGGUGGUAAUGUCUCUUCACUCACCCACAGAAAGGGGUCACAGACAGAAUGACAGACAGAACUCUGCAAUAGCAGCCAAGUCUCCUGUCUCUCAGCUCAUUCCAUAUGGUUUUCAAAUAUUGUUGAGCAGCUCCCUCCAUAUUAGACAAUUUUUUAUAUGUAAGCUGUGCCAACCUUUAAGGAGGUUCUCCAAGCUCCACUCAUUUUGUAUUUAGACUAGUUCUUUUGUACCCUGGGAUCUACGAAAAGGGAAUUUCUAGGUACCAGCAAAUCUAAUAUAACUAUUGAAUAAUAUCCUAUAAACCACAGAACAAAGCUUUGUAAUCAUGGAAGGAGUAAAUUCAUUUGGGUAGAAUCAUACACAAAUAUCACUGAACAGUGAUUCCACAGAAUAGGGUAAAUCAUGUACCAAAUAAUUUCUUCCCAUUAUCAGACAUAUCUGUCGUUGGCUGCUGGUCUGAUGUUGCAUGGUUUGCCCAGUGGAAACUUGUGUGUUUCUUGUAUUUCCAUGGUUUCCUUGUUAAAAAGUCAAUAAAAACAUUUUAAAACUCA